AUGGUGCUUUACUUUAAAUCAAAUGUCGUCGAUCCCACAAACCCAGUGACCCUAUAUAUGGGUAAGGACAAACAUGAGAACGAAGAAUUGAUUAAACAUUCAUGGGCAGAGGACGUCUGGUUUCAUGUUGACAAGCUAUCAUCCGCUCAUGUUUACAUUCGACUACCCAGCUCGAUGCCCGACAUGGAGGCCAUCCCCGAAGCGUUACUACAGGACUGCACGCAGCUCGUCAAAGCAAACUCUAUCGAGGGGAACAAGAGGGAUAACCUUACCAUAAUUUUCACACCAGCUUCUAAUCUGAAGAAAACGGGGGACAUGGCGACAGGACAAGUAAGUUUUCACUCGGAUAAGAUUGUCAAACGUGUUCAUGUCGCAACACGAGUCAACGCGAUCGUCAAUCGGCUGAAUAAAACCAAAGUCGAGCGGUCGACUGCCGACUUGGAACAAGAAAAAAUCGAACAUGAGAAAGAAGUCAAUAGACAGAAACGCGCAAUUGCAGCCCAAAAAGCAAAGGAAGAGCAAGAACUUCAAGCUCAGAGAAAAGCCGAACAGGAGGCGAGGUCGUAUGAUAAGCUGUUCGAAAAAUUAGAAACCGAGACCUAUCGGGACAAGGGCGAAAAGGUUGAAGGCUUCGACAGCGACGAUGACUUCAUGUAG
Puccinia triticina is the source of this 657-nucleotide messenger RNA. RefSeq lists its product as uncharacterized. The coding region runs from base 1 to 657 and encodes 218 amino acids. The transcript is spliced from 9 exons. NCBI's taxonomy places the organism in Eukaryota, Fungi, Basidiomycota, Pucciniomycetes, Pucciniales, Pucciniaceae. The record is from RefSeq and is a predicted model, not a curated record.